GGGCGGGGGUCCCCUCCCUCUCGGGCCCUGGACUCAGCUUGGCGCGCUCCCCUCUGGGUGCCAUGGCCUCGCGGCUCCUGCACCGGCUGCGACACGCCCUGGCUAGCGAUGGCCCCGGGGAGGCGGCGGCAGGUCCCGAGGCCGAGCAGUUCCCAGAAAGCUCCGAGCUGGAGGACGACGACGCCGAGGGCCUGUCCUCCCGCCUCAGCGGCACCCUCAGCUUCACCAGUGCUGAGGAUGACCCGGACGACGAAGACGAGGACGACGAGGCGGGCCCCGACUCGCUGCCCUCCGGAGACGGGACAUCGGGAGAAGACGCAGAACGAAGUCCCCCACCUGAUGGACAGCGGGGCAGUCAACCCCUGGCUCGGCAGCUGCAGGAUUUCUGGAAGAAGUCUCGUAACACACUAGUUCCACAGCGGCUGCUCUUUGAGGUGACCAGCGCCAAUGUUGUCAAGGACCCUCCCUCCAAGUACGUGCUCUACACCCUCGCCGUGAUGGGCCCAGGGCCACCAGACCACCAGCCAGCCCAGAUCUCCCGCCGCUACUCGGACUUCGAGCGGCUGCACAGAAACCUGCAGCGGCAGUUCCGGGGCCCCAUGGCUGCCAUCUCCUUCCCCCGUAAGCGCCUACGGCGGAACUUUACUGCAGAAACCAUUGCCCGCCGUAGCCGGGCCUUUGAACAGUUUUUGGGCCACCUGCAGUCAGUGCCCGAGCUACGCCAUGCCCCAGACCUGCACGACUUCUUCGUGCUGCCCGAGCUGCGGCGGGCGCAGAGCCUCACCUGCACUGGCCUUUAUCGUGAGGCUCUGGCGCUCUGGGCCAACGCCUGGCAACUGCAGACUCAGUUGGGCACCCCUUCUGGCCCAGACCGCCCCCUGCUGACUCUGGCUGGGCUGGCUGUUUGCCAUCAGGAGCUGGAAGAUCCUGGGGAAGCUCGAGCCUGUAGUGAGAAGGCCUUGCAGCUGCUGGGGGACAGGAGACCCCAUCCUUUCCUGGCACCCUUUCUAGAGGCCCACGUGCGGCUCUCCUGGCGCCUGGGCCUAGACAAACGGCACACGGAGGCCCAGCUUCAGUCCCUACAGGAGGCAGGCCUUACCCCCAUCCCACCCCCCAGCCUCAAGGAGCUGCUUAUCAAAGAGACGCUGGACUAACUUUCACCAGUCUUAAGGGCACUUCCGGGAGAGGGGCUGUCCCAAGUCAGGGGGCUGGAGGCCAUGGAGGUCACAGUGAGCAACCAGGGGCUGGAAAGGGCUCUGGGAACCCCUAAAGUAGUUCCAGAGAGUCUGCAGCAGAUGGGAGGAACUUUGUUUUGUGGGGCUGGAAUCCAAACAGGCUUUGGCUGGGGUUACCCUAGGAUGAUACAAGAAGGAAGUUUUGGCACAGGCUCUUCAGCCUACCACAGCCACAGGCUGUGGCCAAGGUCAGGAUCAAUGUUUCCUUUUCCAUGAGCCUCUGCACCAGUAAAAGAGCUUGGCUGAAGGGCUGGGGACUACUACUGGAGUUUAGAGACAGGAGGAGGGCUGUAGUUCUGCCCAGGGAAAUGAAGGUAAGCUACUCCCGUGUUAGCAAUUUCUUUAUUGGAUAUGAGAGGUAGGCAGCCCAGCUCUCAGCUGUGACUCCUGCCUCAGGAAGGCAGUGGAAGGAAGGGGUUCUUCAAAGUCCCAGGCCAAGCCAGUUAGUUAUCUUUGACUACAGCUUACUCGCCGAUGCCCGAGGCUUCAAUCGGAUCACACCCUCCUGGGCACAGGUCACAGCAAGGACCCCAUCCUGACGCCACAGCCGCCCAUGCACUAGCCCUCGAGAGCCACCUGUGGACGGGAAGGUUGAGAAUGGCCUCCGCUUCAGUACAAGCCUGCUUUGCCUGUGGAAGGGGUUGAUACAAGGCAGAGCUGCCCCACACACGGGUGCAUUGGAACAACCCCUGGCGAGCCUGUUAUAGCCGCAGGGGGAGGGGCUCCCCCUCCACUUGAUGGCCUAAAAGCACUUUCACACAUCUGAUCACAGGGAAAGGCGCUCUGACAUCAGUCUCCACUGGCUUGGCCAAGCAGACUGCUGCUUCUCAGGCCACUGGUCAGAAAUCCCCUUCUUCCCUUUUAUGAUAAGCCAAGCAAGUCCUCCCGGUUGGUCAUCCACCACCAAGGGUAGAGGGUGGCUCAGAGAGGACCUGAGACCAUGAGGUAUGACCUCCUUCCCUUUCCAUCUAGAGGUUCUUAGCCUUGGUGGCUCCAGCCUGAGUUAGCUAUCCUUAGGAAGCUAACUUGGGCUCUCUUUACGCACAGCAGAGCCCACUCUGGUCUAACUAGCCAGUAAGACAGUACACUAAAUGACACUAAAGUUCAAAGAGGCUCAGGCUUGGCCCCAAGGAGCAGGUCAAAGCUGACUGAGUGUCCUAACUCCAAGGUCAGGAAUCUUGUCCUGUGCCUGUGCUGCUGCUGGUGUCUGAGUAACCCUUUCCUGACUGUAAAGGAUUAGUUACGUUUUGUUCAUUUUAUAAAGCAAAGCUUUUCUUCCUUUGAA
Phodopus roborovskii (desert hamster) is the source of this 2520-nucleotide messenger RNA. RefSeq names its product sorting nexin family member 21 (gene Snx21). Gene Ontology annotation, cellular component: early endosome membrane. NCBI's taxonomy places the organism in Eukaryota, Metazoa, Chordata, Mammalia, Rodentia, Cricetidae. The coding region runs from base 63 to 1154 and encodes 363 amino acids. Gene Ontology annotation, molecular function: phosphatidylinositol phosphate binding; protein binding. The transcript has 3 exons. Gene Ontology annotation, biological process: protein transport. The record is from RefSeq and is a predicted model, not a curated record.